This is a messenger RNA of Momordica charantia (bitter melon), 1486 nucleotides long. Its product is annotated as CBL-interacting serine/threonine-protein kinase 1. NCBI's taxonomy places the organism in Eukaryota, Viridiplantae, Streptophyta, Magnoliopsida, Cucurbitales, Cucurbitaceae. Gene Ontology annotation, molecular function: ATP binding; protein serine/threonine kinase activity. Gene Ontology annotation, biological process: signal transduction; protein phosphorylation. The record is from RefSeq and is a predicted model, not a curated record.
GUCCGCUCCGGCCGCCGGUACGCCGUCAAGAUCCUCGACAAGAACAAGAUUCUCCAUCUCAACUUCUCCGAUCAGAUUAAGCGGGAAAUAAGCACGCUCAAGCUCCUCAAGCAUCCGAACGUCGUCAGACUUUACGAGGUUUUGGCUAGUAAAUCGAAGAUUUACUUGGUUCUGGAGUGCGCCUCUGGCGGAGAACUGUUUGAUAGAAUCGAAUCGAAAGGUAAGCUGGAUGAAGCUGAAGGACGGAGACUCUUCCAGCAGCUUAUCGAUGGGCUCAGCUACUGCCAUGACAAAGGAGUUUACCACAGAGAUCUCAAGCUGGAAAACGUGCUUGUUGAUGCUAAGGGAAACAUUAAGAUUUCUGAUUUUGGCCUCAGUGCUUUACCACAGAAUUGCAGGGAAGAUGGUCUGUUGCACACCACCUGUGGAAGUCCCAACUAUGUUGCACCAGAGGUGCUUGCUAAUAGAGGAUACGAAGGAGCCGCCUCGGAUAUAUGGUCAUGUGGGGUUAUCUUGUAUGUUAUUCUGACGGCUUGUCUUCCUUUUGACGAGACCAAUUUGGCUCUUCUUUACAAAAAGACUUUGAGGGGGGAUUUUCAGAUACCCAAAUGGUUAUCAGCAGGUGCCAGAAAUUUGAUAAGGAGAACUCUUGACCCCAAUCCCAAUACUCGGAUUACAAUGGCAGGAAUUAAGGAGGAUGAGUGGUUCAAGACCGAGUAUAAUCCUGCUUCUCCUUGUUAUGAUGAUGAGGAGGGUCCAUUCAUUGAUGAGGAUGAUGCCAUCUCAACGCAUGAUGAGCCAUCUGACGUGGAAAACAGUCCAAAGUCUCCCUCUACCAUUAAUGCGUUCGAGUUAAUUGGAAUGUCUUCAAGUUUGGAUCUAUCUGGCUUCUUUGAGAAAGAGGACGUUUCUGAGAGGAAGAUCAGGUUUACAUCCAACCAUUCUGCCAAGGACUUGCUUGGGAGAAUCGAGGUUAUCGCAACUGAUAUGGGAUUUCGAGUCCAAAAGAAAAGCGGAAAGUUGAAAGUGAUGCAAGAGAUGAGAAGUCAAAGAAGCCUAAGUAAUCUCUCAUUUGAAGCUGAGGUCUUUGAGAUAAGCCCAUUGCUUCAGGUGGUUGAACUGAAAAAAUCUUUUGGAGAGUCAUCAGCUUACAGACAGCUGUGUGAAAGGCUGGCAAACGAUUUGGGCGCAAACCCGGAGCUCAAAGGGCAUAGUCCAAGUUCAUUCACAUUGAACAGUACAUGUUAGAAGCAAUUGCUGUGCAGUUAUGGGACUUUUAUUAUUAUUAUUAUUACAUAAUUUGGGUUUGUAUUAAGGCUUUUGAUUGGUGCAUCAGUGGGUUUAAAUGUAGAUAAUAGAUAGGGCCAAAUAUUACAUGGCCAGUAAGUAGCCUGCUUUGUAUCCCCUUGUAUGUAACACACCACAUCAGAUGUAAUAGAACAGAAGUUCAUUUGUAUGUAAGAAGCUUGAGAAAAGAAUCAUUAAA